CCGCGGACCGCGCUAUCGACUCCACACGCGCGUCGCUCGCUGCACCGGCUCGCCCACAUCUCAUCUCCUGUCCGAAUUGUUCCGGAGCUAAUCCCGAAAGUUGUCGACAUCUUAUUUGGAAACUUGGACUGUUCCCGAAUCGGCUGUGACUGUCGCUGUAAUUGAAUAAGUUGAUUGUGGACUGUGGAGCCGUGCGAGUGCUCGUGUGGUGCGCGUUCUGUGGUAACUUUCGUGUGAUUUGCUCCUCCGGUCAGUCCGGGGGUUGGAGAAGGUCGUCAAAAUAGCCAAAGUGUCUCCAAUAAAGUUGUCGGCGAUGGAUAGCAACUCGGUGUCGCCGAUGCCGGAGCUGGCGCCGAUCGCGGAGUUCGACAAGUCGCCGCCGUCGCCGCCGAAUGAGGAGGUGCCUAUGGACGACCUGCCGCCGCCCCCUGCCACCAUAUCCGGCAACGACGUCAAGAAGGUUAAAGUCCAACGCAGUCGCUCGUACGAGUCUGACGACCACGAGCGGGGCGCGUGCGAAUGGUGCGAGUAUGCGCUCAUCAUCACCCUCGCGACCAUCCUCCUCAUCGGAGUGUCCGCUCUUACCAUCUUCUGGGUGUUCUUCUAUCGGGAGGGCUAUGGCUGGGCCGAUGACAUCCCUGAGAAGCAGUUCAACCUGCACCCGACCCUUAUGGUGGCUGGAUUUGUCACCUUCAGCGGAUUCUCGGUGCUGCUGUACCGCAUCUGCCGGUGCUUCCGGCGCAUCUACGUGAAGCUCCUUCACGCCAUCUUCCACGCGCUGGCGUUCCCCUGCAUCGUCAUCGGAUUCCUGGCCGUGCUUGAUUUCCACAACAAGACGGGCAUCGUCAACUUUUACUCUCUUCACAGCUGGAUCGGCUUAGUUGCUAUGGGACUGUUUGGAAUACAGUACGCCGUCGGUUUCUUCAGCUUCCUUCUCCUGUUGAUCUGCAACAAGGGAACGGCUGGAUUCCGUGCCUCUCUGGUGCCGGUCCACGCCGCCUUCGGAAUCCUGACCUUCGUUCUGGGCGUCGCUGCUUGUCUGACUGGACUCACUGAGAAGGCACUCUUCACUUUCGGGCAGGACCUGUCGACCACGAAGUACUGGCAGAUGCCGCAGGAGGCCAUCGUGAUCAACGCCAUCGGCAUGUCCAUCGUGGCAGUGGCCAUCGUGGUGCUGUACACCGUGCGCGGUACCGGCGGCUAUCGCCUGCGCAAGGUCGCCGCUCAGCACCCUAGCUAAGCGCCGACGUCGACGCCGCCGACUCCAUAGCAAUAAAGUGUUUGGUGACAUUUCGUACAGAGCUUCUUUACGUAGAUUUGAAAACAUCAGAGGUAAAGUUUUGUAUAAGGUGCUUUUCAAUCGAUGCAAGCACGAAACUUAAUGUACGACAGUCUGAAACUAUUCUGAAAGGAUUUAACGCCCCAAGACAUUACAACUUGCGAUUUGUCUCCAAACUCCAUCCGUACAAUUUCCACGCCAUUUUUUUAACAGUUUUUUAAACUCGAUUUGAUGCUUUAAGAUUUCGAAACAAGAACACGAUGAUAAGUGAUUAGAAUACCAUAAGGUCAUAAGGUGGUCAUAAGCAUAGAUUUGUUUAUUUAAAUGUAAUUCUUCCAAUUAAUUACCCAUGUACAUGGUGAAGAAUAUAUUAUUUUAAAUCUGUAAAAUGGAUCCCCCGCAGAUGGAUAUCUUUAUUUUAGACGGGGUCGAACGAUCAAAUUAAAUAUAGUUAAACAUAUUAUUAUAUUAUUAUUGUUUAGCUCAAUUUGUUAACUUUAGGUUUUACAAAUUCUAUCUGGGUGAGGUUAUAUGAUUGUUCCCGCGGUUGUGCGUUGUUCCGCUGUGAAAUCUUUACGUGUUUGUGGUUAAUUCCGUCUUAGUCAAAAUUGAUUCGACUGAUAUUGAAAAUGUAGUACUGUUUCUUUUCAGUUACUUUAAAAAUAUAGCCAAUGAAUAAUGUAAGACGUAUUGUAAGUUAGAGCAAAGUUAACGUCAUUUAUUAAAUAUGAACUGGAGAUGAAGGUACUACUGUCACAGUGUAGUCAAUCAGUUGGUCAAAUCAACAGGCUGUAGAGGGGAUGUCGAAGAGGACGCACGUUCAUUUCCAUUUCAACUCCAUUGUACUCGCUGUUCUGUGGUAACAUUUAAACUAAUAGCGGACUAGAAUUAGAUGAUUGCUGUGUAAGUAGGUAAGCUAGGUAUGAGACGGAUUCAGUGUGCGUAUUGAAUGAGUUCACUUUUACAUACUUACAUAGCACCGAUGUCAUUUGUUCCAUAAUCCACAAACCAUGCAUUAUUUUCAAUGGAAAAUAAAACAAGAGGCCAUACACUAUUCCGAUACUGAGUUUCAGUAUCAAUCUAAUUACUUUGGUAAGUUUAUGACGAAUAGUUAAGAUAUCUUAGACGUAGGAACUUGUAUAUAAAUUUUAAUCUAAUUAAUGUAAUGUGCGAGUGUUCGAUAGCUGUAGAAUGUGAUCAAGUAGUAGAAAAAUUACAAUUAUUUAUUGAUCCGUAACAAAAAGAUAAAACAUUGGAACUUAUCUACAAAAGUUAAUACAAUUUAUACGACGAAUAUACAUAUUUCCGAAGUAUAUUUAGAUUUUCUAAAAACCUGCCACUUUCUAUUCUAGAUGUCGGCCAAUGUUUACUGUAAAACUCGGCCAUUUACCUACCUUGAUUGUCAUGUCGUUUACAUAUACGAUAAAUAUUGUAUAAGACAAGUGUUCAUCCAAGUUGCCAAAUUCGGUGUAAAUUCAUGUGGUCAUAUGUUCGUUAUAAUAUCAAUUAUUACUGUGUACUACAUACAUACUACGUGUAGCAUGUUUAUCAAUAACUAUAGGAUAAUGCUCAACGUGUUUAUACCUGGGGUACAUAUUCUUUCCUUAUGUAGGGUUGAUUAACAUUUUCUAUUAAUUAGAUAAGAGAUUAUCUAUAUUCCAUUUUUGUAAAAUUGCAUUCCAACUUUGAAAGCUUUUGACAUUCGUUUUGAUAAUGUACAAUGCGUAUUAAGACUGCAUUCAUAAGUAGGUCCUUUUGUAUUAAACUGGUUUUAUGAUCGUUUCUCGGAAAGAAAAUUUACAAAUUUUAAAUAUCCCAGAUUUUGUGGAUCCCUUUGUAAUAGCGGGGCCAACUUUUUAUAUGACUAUAGAUUUUGCCCGUUGCACGACACUGACAGAUUGUUUUGAAGCAGUGUUCCAUGCGAUCUUUCGGUUGACGAAGCACCAAGAGAAUUAAUAUAGUACCUGCUUAUUUAUGUAACAGUAAGGGUAUUACGAAGGUAACUUGUUUUAAUCAAGUAGUUGCAUUCGUAGCAGAGGAGUUCAUGCAAUUUUAAAUUGUAAAUUAUUUUCAAGGAUUCGCUAUAAGUGUCAUUGAAAUAUAAUUUCGCAUACUUAGUUGAGUUAAUUACAGUUGUAUUGGUUAAUUAUGAAUUUUAUCACUGUUUUAAAUUUUGAAAUAUUUAUACAGCAUUCAUAUGGUACAUUAAAAUACUUGUAUUAAUGA
Molecule: messenger RNA, 3505 nt
Organism: Pectinophora gossypiella (pink bollworm)
Lineage: Eukaryota; Metazoa; Arthropoda; Insecta; Lepidoptera; Gelechiidae
Gene: nemy
Product: plasma membrane ascorbate-dependent reductase CYBRD1
Exons: 6
Coding region: 314-1240 (308 amino acids)
Molecular function (GO): oxidoreductase activity
Source: RefSeq, a predicted model, not a curated record